AUAAAAUUGAUAAUAACCAAGAACAUAAUUUUAAAUCAAUGAAAAUAGAAAAAAAUGAAUGUCAUAAAAUAAGAGUUGAAGUAUUUGUUAAAGAACAAAAUUGUAAUCCAGAAAACGAAUUAGAUGAAUAUGACGAAUCUCCUUCAUGUCAUCAUUUUCUAGCUCUAAAAUCAUCCCUUCCCAUUGGUACUAUCCGAAUACAUCCUUACCCUUCUCCUACCUCCACAACUGGUAAGAUAGGUCGAUUAUCAGUUUUGAAACCAUAUCGUAACAUGGGAGUAGGUGAAUUACUUCUCCGAACUGUAGAGUCGUUUGCAAAAUCUGAAUUAGGGUUCAAGGAAUGUAUGUUACAUGGUCAAAUUUUUAAAAAAGAAUGGUAUGAAAAAAGAGGAUAUACAGCUUUUAAUGAAAUUUUCAUUGAAGAAGGAAUAGAACAUUGUAAGAUGAAAGGUAUAUGUUUAAAUAGAAAAAAAAUGAAUGUCAUAAAACAAGAAGUAUUUGUUCAAGAACAAAAUUAUGAUGAUAACGAAGCAGAUGAACGA
Molecule: messenger RNA, 542 nt
Organism: Racocetra persica
Lineage: Eukaryota; Fungi; Glomeromycota; Glomeromycetes; Diversisporales; Gigasporaceae
Source: the annotation of a GenBank genome assembly